Messenger RNA from Umbelopsis ramanniana AG, 2514 nucleotides. RefSeq lists its product as uncharacterized. Gene Ontology annotation, molecular function: oligopeptide transmembrane transporter activity. Bases 85 to 2403 code for a protein of 772 amino acids. The transcript has 21 exons. The record is from RefSeq and is a predicted model, not a curated record. Gene Ontology annotation, biological process: transmembrane transport. Lineage: Eukaryota; Fungi; Mucoromycota; Umbelopsidomycetes; Umbelopsidales; Umbelopsidaceae.
ACAACCCAAAUUCCAUAUUGUCAGCCGCAGAAGAGAUAUCAAUAAAAUAACUUUACCCUCAUUCUCCCUUUCUUCUCUUUCAUCAUGAGUAAAAAGGACGAACACUCUGUACAGGAAUACUCUAUUGAAAAUACGGUUGUCGAUGACAUGGAUUCAAGCAUUCAACAAGUCUUGAAAGACGAAGCAGUUAUUAAAAACCCUGAUAUCACUGAAGAGCUAGAGCAUGCCGAUGAACUGGAAGAUCAGCCUAUCGAUAUUGUACGGUCGACUGUUCGUACGGUCGACAACCCAUCACUUCCUGUCUAUACUUUUCGUGCUUGGUUUCUGGGAACAAUAUUUUGCAUCUUAGGAGCGGCAGUAUCUCAGUUCUAUUUCUUUCGAUCAAAUUCUUUGGGAUACUCUUCCUUCUUUGUCACUUUGGUCUCAUAUCCGUUAGGAGUGCUUCUCGCCCGCAUUCUUCCUAACAGGGAAUGGUCAAUAGGCAGAUUUAGCUUCAGUCUCAAUCCAGGACCAUUCAACAUUAAAGAGCACUGUCUCAUUGUCAUCAUGGCUAGCACUGGUGGUGGUAGUGCAUAUGCAACUGACAUUUUAGCAAUUCAGGAUUUGUAUUACCAACAAGAUCUUGGUCCCCUUGGCUCUAUCCUGUUGCUGAUCAGUACGCAAUGCCUCGGUUAUGGAAUGGCUGGCUUCUAUAGGAAAUUCUUAGUUAAUCCUACUGCCAUGUUGUGGCCAAGUACUCUUCCCUCUGUAUCACUGUUCAACACAUUUCAUGAAAAAGAUCCUUACCUACUAGGCGAUCGUGACGAAGAGAAGGACCAAGAAGAGCGACAAGGCAUGAGUCGCAUGCGGUUCUUCCUUAUCGUGUUUGCUUGUACUUUUGUAUACGAAUUGUUCCCGACACUCAUAUUCCCUGUGCUUUCUUCGGUUGCUGUACUUUGUUUGAUUGGAGGACCGGGAAAUAUGGUUUUAGCCUCGCUAGGCAGUGGCUUCUCUGGUGUAGGGAUAUUGAAUUUCGGGCUUGACUGGAAUGCAGCUGGAGCUACUGGUCCACUAUUCACUCCAUGGUGGGCUCAAGUUAAUUGGUAUAUUGGUGCUGUCGUCAUGGUUUGGAUUGUCUGCCCAGUUACUUAUUUUUGCAAUUUGUGGAAUGCAAAGAGUUACCCUAUAUUGACCACCAAACUAUUCGACAAGGAUGGAAAUGUUUACAAUCAUUCUAGGGUGAUCAGCGAUGGAUACUUUAAUGAAACGGCAUACGAAGAGUACAGUCCCGUUUAUAUGACACCUUACAACGCAAUGAUGUUCGCCCUUUCUUUUGUGGCGCUUACAGCUUCAAUCACUCAUGUUCUAUUGUAUUAUGGAUCAGAUCUCAAAAAAGAAUUCUGGGUUUGGGGUAAAAAUAAGGAGCAACGAAAGUAUGAAAGAGAAGUUGGCAUGGACAUUCAUGUGAAGAUGAUGCAAGUUUACAAAGAAGUACCGUUCUGGUGGUACGCUGUUGUGUUUGUCGUCACCAUCGUUAUCAGCAUUAUCGUCUGCGAAGUGUAUCCUAUUCAUUUACCAUGGUGGGGAUUGCUGGUGGCUAUUGGCGUGGCAUUGUUGUUAACGCUACCAAUAGGUAUCAUUCAAGCUAUUUCAGGCAGCCAACCUGGAUUAAACGUCAUCACGGAGAUGAUAUGUGGAUACAUGUUGCCUGGUCGUCCAAUUGCCAAUGUCACUUUCAAAUGCUAUGGAUAUAUGGCGAUGGCUCAAUGUUUAGGACUGGUAUCUGAUCUCAAAUUAGGAUUGUACAUGAAAAUCCCUCCGAAAUGCAUGUUUGCCGCUCAAUUUUAUGGAACAAUACUCGGUGGUAUUGUCAACUACGUAGUCCUCAAAAUCAUCCUGGCAGCCAAACGUCCAGUGUUGCAAGGAAUCAUACCAGAUCCUACAGGUCAAUGGACUGGCCGUAGCUCUAGUAUCUUCUAUGCCAGUAGUAUUAUCUGGGGAGCUGUUGGUCCUGCUAGACUUUUUGGUCCGGACUCGCAGUUUCCAGGUAUGAAUUGGGCAUUCCUGGUAGGGAUAGUCCUUCCUCUACCUUUCUGGUUCCUUUACAAACGUUUUCCCAAGUCAAAGAUUCCGUGGAAAAUGGUCAAUGUUCCGGUCAUUUUAGGCGGUGCUGGCUUUGCUCCACAGGUGCCAACCAAUAUCCUCAUCACAUCCUUCAUCUGUGGUUUCGUCUCUCAAUUUUAUCUGUAUCGUCGUCAUCACUCGUGGUGGGCAAAGUAUAAUUAUGUCCUCAGCGCAGCCUUGGAUUCAGGAACAUUCAUUUGUAGCUUGUUUAUUUUCAUUUGCAUUAACGGUAUCAACUCGUCUGUCCAUUUUCCAACAUGGGCUGGUAAUCCCGAAGGCAAUGUAGAGUAUUGUGAAUGAACAAAGCACUAGUGUGGGUGCCUCACACAACGCUAGAAAUGUUGGCAGGCUCCAACUAACACACACAAGCUCCGUACAUUAAUUAGAUAGUAGUAUAGUCGAUUGUACACA